Molecule: messenger RNA, 1701 nt
Organism: Nothoprocta perdicaria
Lineage: Eukaryota; Metazoa; Chordata; Aves; Tinamiformes; Tinamidae
Gene: TIA1
Product: TIA1 cytotoxic granule associated RNA binding protein
Exons: 9
Coding region: 653-1501 (282 amino acids)
Molecular function (GO): mRNA binding
Source: RefSeq, a predicted model, not a curated record
GUUUGUUUUUAUGGAAAGACUUCCCUUUCAUUUCCUUGUUGCAUCAGAAUAUGAUCCGUUGUCCACUAUUUAAUUCUGGUGCUGAUCUCCAGCUCUUUGUUACGACUGCAAAUGUAAUUCCCCACCCCGCUAUAAGGGCGUAAUUAUUAACUUCUUUCAAGGCUGAUGUAUGCGCUGCUUCAUACAGGCUCCUUGGGAGAAUCUGAGUUUUCUCCACAGCCGGCUACUUUGUUCCCGUUUCACGGCCACGCUGUGUGUUGCUGCUUUUCGAAGCAAGCUUUGAAGUCCUUUAGAGAGGUGGGGUUAAACUACAUUAGCAUCAAAGUGGACUUUAACGUUUCUUAUCUGCUGUAGUACAAAUAAGCCUGUAUAUUGAUAAGAUGAUAUGUGAAAUAUUGUUUGAUCAUAGUGGAAAAGUCCUCAGGGUUUUAUUUCUCUUCAGUGCCUGCUUUUUUUUCUUUUUUCUUUUUUUCUUGAUGGAUCUGAUAUAAGUUGAAGGGAUUACUGUUUCCGUUCUGUUGCCUUCAGUCUUAGUUCACUUGCACACGGAUUCACACACAUUGAAUUCACAUGGAUUCACAUGGUGUAAUGGCUGGGCAACCAAAACUGUUGGCUUUUGAGAACUCAAAUUCUUUAACAGCAAACUGUUGCAAUGCAAGACCAUUUCCAUGUCUUUGUUGGAGACCUCAGUCCUGAAAUUACAACUGAAGAUAUAAAAGCAGCUUUUGCGCCAUUUGGAAGAAUAUCAGAUGCACGAGUGGUUAAGGAUAUGGCAACGGGCAAGUCUAAGGGAUACGGCUUUGUUUCCUUCUUCAAUAAAUGGGAUGCAGAAAACGCUAUUCAGCAGAUGGGUGGUCAGUGGCUUGGUGGAAGACAAAUCAGAACAAACUGGGCAACAAGAAAACCUCCAGCUCCAAAGAGUACUUACGAAACAAAUACCAAACAACUGUCUUACGAUGAUGUGGUCAAUCAGUCCAGUCCAAGCAACUGCACUGUGUACUGUGGAGGUGUUACCUCGGGACUGACAGAACAGCUAAUGCGCCAGACCUUUUCUCCGUUUGGGCAGAUAAUGGAAAUCCGUGUCUUCCCAGAUAAAGGAUACUCCUUUGUACGAUUUAAUUCCCAUGAGAGCGCUGCACAUGCAAUUGUUUCCGUCAAUGGCACAACUAUAGAAGGCCACAUAGUGAAGUGCUACUGGGGCAAGGAAACACCAGACAUGAUCAGUCCAGUCCAGCAGAAUCAAAUCGGAUAUCCCCAAGCUUACGGGCAGUGGGGUCAGUGGUAUGGAAAUGCGCAGAUCGGCCAGUACAUGCCCAAUGGCUGGCAAGUCCCUGCAUAUGGAAUGUAUGGGCAGGCAUGGAAUCAACAAGGAUUUAACCAGACACAGUCUUCAGCAGCAUGGAUGGGAGCAAACUACAGUGUUCCACCGCCUCAGGGGCAGAACGGGAGCGUGAUAACUAAUCAAACUGGAUAUCGCAUGGCGGGCUUCGAAACGCAGUGAGAAAAGGACUCGGAAACCAAACACUGGUGGGCUUGAGGCUGCGAGGAGGGUUGUCAAGCCUCUGUUUACUGAACAGAAUCACCCGAUCAAGUCAGUGUGUCAGAUACAAUGUAUUUAUUUAAGAAAAAAACAUGGGGAAAAAAAAGCGUUUUUAAUCAUGAAACUGUCAUCCACAUUGUUUAAAAAAAAAAAAAGAAAAA